Malaya genurostris is the source of this 882-nucleotide messenger RNA. RefSeq names its product mitochondrial import inner membrane translocase subunit Tim22. The transcript has 4 exons. Gene Ontology annotation, molecular function: transmembrane protein transporter activity. The record is from RefSeq and is a predicted model, not a curated record. Bases 166 to 822 code for a protein of 218 amino acids. Gene Ontology annotation, biological process: protein insertion into mitochondrial inner membrane. Gene Ontology annotation, cellular component: TIM22 mitochondrial import inner membrane insertion complex. Lineage: Eukaryota; Metazoa; Arthropoda; Insecta; Diptera; Culicidae.
UAGCUCUUGUCAAAGUGUUGGACGAAAGUGAAAGAAGAAAUCUAUGAACGCACUCUUUAUUUUUGUUCGGUUGCGUAAAGCUGCUCGGAUCAGCAUGUGAAAUAUGUGAACAUCGGCGUUAACAUAACGAUUGUAAUACAAUUUAUAAACAAUCAGUAAUAUUAUAUGUUCUGGUCAUUUAGCGAAAUUUAUAAGACGAAUAAAUCAUUAAAAAUGUCAACAAUGCUCCCGAAACCUCCGAAUCCGGACGAAACACCGAAAGUUGAUCCGGCGAAGGCUACUGGAAUAUUUUUCCCAAACUCGGAACUAGAUGAUGUGGCCAAACACUUUAUUGGCAACAAUAACAGAUUCCGCGAGAACAUUAUAAUCCCAAAAAUGUACGGUGCGGUGCAGAUAAAAACCAACGAAGAGAAGACGGUCGAGGCUGUCUUUGAAAGUUGUGCUUUCAAAUCGCUUAUGAGCUGUGUUUUGGGAUAUGGUUUAGGAGCUGCCAUCGGGUUAUUCAGUUCAUCAGUCAAUCCCAGUAUAGCGGACCCACUGGCGACCGAAAAGCAGCAGACCGCUCGGGAAAUUUUUCGUGAGAUGAGACAAGCGACCCACUCGUAUGGUAAAAAUUUUGCUGUUAUUGGUGCCGUAUUUGCUGGAGUUGAGUGUAUCAUUGAAUCGAAACGUGGCGUAUCCGACUGGAAGAAUGGUACCUAUGCGGGUGCAGUUACCGGAGGACUAAUUGGUUUGAGGGCUGGCAUCAAGGCAGGUAUUGUUGGUGCGGCAGGUUUCGCUGCGUUUUCAACCGUAAUCGAUUACUACAUGAGGCAUCGAUAAAAAUAUAAAUUAGCUUAGUUAUAUAAAGGCAAAGUUCAAAUAAAUAUUGCACUGGUUUAA